Messenger RNA from Lodderomyces parapsilosis, 1062 nucleotides. It is a transcript of the gene SRP40, whose product is annotated as Srp40p. The record is from RefSeq and is a predicted model, not a curated record. NCBI's taxonomy places the organism in Eukaryota, Fungi, Ascomycota, Pichiomycetes, Serinales, Debaryomycetaceae. Bases 1 to 1062 code for a protein of 353 amino acids. The transcript has a single exon.
AUGAGUGUUUCAGCUGAAUCAAAGUUGAAAGCAAUCCUAAAGUGUAUUCAAGAUAUUGUCAAGAAUGACAAACAAAUGAAGAGUUUGGAUACUAAGGUUUUAACCGUUUUGGUGGAAAAUUUGGAAGUUCGCAACUUUGACAAAAAAGCAGUGAACAAAGUAUAUGACUUUGUCCAGAAACUAGAAGCGAAGGAGAAGGAGGCUCAGUCCUCUGAUUCCGAAAGCGGUUCUGAUGGCGAUGACGAGACUAGUUCCGGAGACGAAGAUACUUCAGGCGAUGAAAGUGACGACGAGGACGACACUAAAGAAGUGGGAGCAGCCACCGAUGAGAAAGAGACGUCAAAGACUUCAUCAUCAAACACCUCCUCCAGCACGGACAGCUCCUCAUCUUCAGAGAGUGACACGUCCUCCAGCUCAUCAACAGACACCGACUCAUCAAGCUCAUCUUCAGAGUCAUCAAGCUCAUCUUCAGAAUCAUCAAGCUCAUCUUCAGAAUCAUCAAGCUCAUCUUCAGAGUCAUCAAGCUCAUCUUCAGAGUCAUCAAGCUCAUCUUCAGAUUCAUCAAACUCAUCUUCAGAUUCAUCAAGCUCAUCCUCAGAUUCAGACUCCGAUUCAUCAGAUUCCUCCAGUUCAUCCGACUCAUCCUCAUCAAGUGAAUCCGACUCCGACUCAAAGUCAUAUACAAACAAAAGGAAACACCAAGGUUCAGACGACGCACAUAAUCAAAAGAAAGUCAAAGUUGAACCCGGUACCUCUUCAGGCUCAUCAGUGACAGAAUCAAUCAACUCCAACUCAACACCAGCCACUCCUGAACCUGAACUUAAACCAGGUCAAAGAAAGCAUUUCUCUAGAAUAGAUAGAUCAAAAAUCUCUUUUGAAGACAGAGCGUUGCAAGAUAACACAUACAAAGGUGCAGCUGGAACUUGGGGAGAAAAAGCCAGUGAAAGAUUGUUGCAAGUUAGAGGUAAGGAUUUCACCAAGAACAAAAACAAAAUGAAAAAAGGCAGCUACAGAGGAGGUAGCAUUACUUUAGCUAGCGGGUCAUAUAAAUUUACCGAUUAG